UUGACGACCAGUGUUCUGUAUCCAAUAUUGUAUAUUUAUCUUGGUAAAACAACUAGCACUCUAGGGGCCUAUAACCUCGGGGGCAUCAAUGCCACGGGACAAAUACCUAGCAUAGGUCCAUUUCAACUCAUUGAUAAAGAUACACCGUCAUCUGCAUACACACAUACAAGUCUCGAGACGGGUGAUCAGUGGGAGCUCAUCUUCUCUGAUGAGUUUAACACGGCGGGCAGGACGUUUUACGAGGGUGACGAUCCAUACUGGCAAGCCGUCGACUUGCAUUAUUGGCAAACCAACAAUCUAGAAUGGUACGAUCCCAGUCGGCUCACAACCAAGGACGGUUCACUUAUCGUCACCCUGGACAAAUUCGAAAAUCAUAAUCUGAAUUAUCAGGGUGGAAUGAUGAGCACCUGGAAUCAAUUCUGCUACACUGGGGGUUAUGUUGAAGCCUCUGUUUCUCUCCCAGGAACCAGUACAGUCUAUGGCCUAUGGCCUGCCAUAUGGGCCAUGGGGAAUCUCGGUCGAGCGGGCUAUGGAGGUACUUUGGAAGGUCUCUGGCCAUAUUCUUACGAUUCUUGUGAUGUGGGAACUUUGCCUAAUCAGACUCUGAAUGACGAACCUGAAGUAGCUCUCACGCAAGGUGAUCCGGACCACGGCUACAUCCUUUCUUAUCUCCCCGGACAAAGACUUUCCUCCUGUACGUGUCCUGAUGACCCCACUCAUCCUGGCCCGAAACGCCCAAACGGUUCCUUCAUUGGAAGAGCCGCACCCGAAAUCGAUAUGUUUGAAGCUUCAUUCCAGGUUGAUGCAAAUACUCUGAAAGGAGAGGUCUCACAAUCGGGUCAAUGGGCUCCAUUCAAUCCCAAUUACUAUUUUGUCAAUAAUUCCAAGACAUACCAAGUAUAUGACGAGGAUACCACUUGGAUGAAUACCUAUCAAGGUGGGGUGUAUCAGCAGGCAACCUCUGGUUUGACAUUCACCGAUCAGGUGGGUUUGAUAUUUGAUACCGGCGGUACAGGUUGUUAUAGUGUUUAUGGCUUUGAAUACUCCCCAGGCGUCGACGGGUACAUCACUUGGGUGGCCGACGGCAAAAAAGCAUGGACGGUUCGUGGAGGGGCUAUGGCUCCCAAUGCCGAGGCGGGAGUCGGACAGCGGAUGGUUUCGGAAGAACCAAUGUAUCUCAUCAUUAAUCUCGGUUUGUCCGAGAAUUUUGGGGCCAUCGAUUCAAGCUUCCCUCAAACCUGUAUCGAAUUGACGGAUGCAGAAGAUCCCAAUAAACGCAGUAUAGGAUGUGAUCCAGUGGACCGUCCUACUGCCAAAUAUAUCUCAUUGUAUCCUGAAGCAUAUGCUGAUCCUAACAUUACAACAUUCGCCGAAAUUCCGGACGCCGUCUUACCCAAAAACCGUCUGGUAGACACUUGCUAG
This is a messenger RNA of Tremella mesenterica DSM 1558, 1422 nucleotides long. RefSeq lists its product as uncharacterized. Gene Ontology annotation, molecular function: glucosidase activity. Lineage: Eukaryota; Fungi; Basidiomycota; Tremellomycetes; Tremellales; Tremellaceae. Gene Ontology annotation, cellular component: endoplasmic reticulum membrane; plasma membrane. The record is from RefSeq and is a predicted model, not a curated record. The transcript has 14 exons. The annotation marks the transcript as partial. Gene Ontology annotation, biological process: (1->6)-beta-D-glucan biosynthetic process; fungal-type cell wall organization.